Molecule: messenger RNA, 663 nt
Organism: Orussus abietinus
Lineage: Eukaryota; Metazoa; Arthropoda; Insecta; Hymenoptera; Orussidae
Exons: 2
Coding region: 19-447 (142 amino acids)
Source: RefSeq, a predicted model, not a curated record
AGCAUCCUUGGCAGAAAUAUGCAAAUGAGGCAUUAUCAGCGCUCCUCAGCGUCGAUGGAGAAUGUUUACAUAAAAACAGAAAGUGUUCAUGACGAAAGUUCAUCGGAAUUAGAAUACCCAGUUAGUGAACAUGUUGAUGAGCUGAGCCAUCAUGUGGCACAGUCUGCGGAAUCGGCUCACAACACCAAAAGUCAAAUUGCACUACCGAAACUGGAAAUGUCAAGUACAGUCUCUGAACCUUCCGAGUUUCAAAUCAAUGAAACUCUAACGGAAAGCCAGACAUUUACGGGGGUAGGAAUACAAAGAGACGGUGCUACCGUGUAUGGAGAGCACGUAGCGAAUAAACUAAGAACUUAUGAUGCAUUCACUCGAGCAGAGGUGGAACACAAAAUUAACUGCAUUCUCCACGAAGCCGAUAUGCACGUGCUUUAUCAAUCACCGGGGUAGUUUACUCAAUUGGCAACAUAUUUUCUUCAUUUGGUUAUCUUUGGUGAGUUUAGUCUCUUCUGGAUGUUCAUUACUAAUCUCCACCGCUAACAGCAAAUCUUAAACGCUUUGUUAACUACUUUCUUCAGAAACGCGCUCAAUUAAGUUUAUUAUUAAUGUCCAAUUAAGUUAGAAAACGUAGAGUGCAAGAAGUUAUAUUAAGUAAGUACGAGUAAC